AUGAGUAUCACAAAAAUGGCGAAUUCGACGGUCUCUGAAACUAGUACAAUUUCUAAUGUUAUGUAAGUUCGGAGAAACAUGUAAAAUUCAAAGAAAUACAAAAAAUCCAAUUCAUUGUCCAGAACUGUCAAACGGAUUUCCACCGUGCUCACAAGCACCUCAGCCUAUUCAACGACGUGUACACAAAAGAACAAUAUAAUUCUGGGAGUGAUCGUCGGAAUCCUCCUCUUUUCGGCGGUUCUUCUGGCGUGUUGCUGUCUGUGCCGUCCGAAUAAACCGACCGGCAAACGAGGAAAAAUGUGA
Caenorhabditis sp. 36 PRJEB53466 is the source of this 303-nucleotide messenger RNA. NCBI's taxonomy places the organism in Eukaryota, Metazoa, Nematoda, Chromadorea, Rhabditida, Rhabditidae. The record is from the annotation of a GenBank genome assembly.